Cynara cardunculus var. scolymus (artichoke) is the source of this 2016-nucleotide messenger RNA. RefSeq lists its product as uncharacterized. Gene Ontology annotation, molecular function: exopolyphosphatase activity. The record is from RefSeq and is a predicted model, not a curated record. Bases 1 to 2016 code for a protein of 671 amino acids. Lineage: Eukaryota; Viridiplantae; Streptophyta; Magnoliopsida; Asterales; Asteraceae. Gene Ontology annotation, cellular component: cytoplasm. The transcript has 9 exons.
AUGGAUCAACGACGAUUCAGUAAAAGCGUUGCAAACGAGAAUCUUCAGAAGAAACUAGUUGAGAACAGACGAAAAGGGAGCCGAGGGCAGGAACAAGUCCCUGACAUUGCGGAUUUCAUGAACGAUAUGUUUUUUGGAGUGGUAAAAAACGAGAAAAAGGUUUAUAAUCUUAGUGGCGGUGGCGGGGAUGUGAUCGACGAGGAUGAUGAUUUUGAUUCGAGCACCCGAAGUACGAGUAGUCGGUUGACUCAAGAAUGGUUGGAAGAGGCGAAACGGCUGGUGGCUUCUUCGCCUGACCGUGGUUCUUCACGAGCCGAGGGGAAUUCUCCUUCUCGGCUGGUGGGGUCGCCCAGGUUUGGCGUGUCUAGGCCUAGACUGUCGACUUCUUCCGUAACAGAAAGAGAUCCUCUUUCUCGAACUGCUAGAAGAAACAGGUCGGUGGAUGGGUUCACCGGAGAAAUCUUGACGAAAUCGGCGAAGCAUAGUCACAGCCGUAAUAAUUCUCAGACGACGGUGGACUCUAUUUCAAACUCUUCUCCUCAACCCACCGACGUUUCCCCUGCCUCCGCCGUCCAGAAAUGGUUCUCCAACAUCCUCAAACCACCCACCGCCGGCGAUCCUACUCCACCCGCCACCGCCGCUACAACGUCUCCAGACAUGAUCCCACCUCGAGCAUCGACCCACCGCCGCUCCCGCUUCGAAAACCAGUCCUCUCCACCACUACCACCAAUAUCACCCUCUGCCACCACCACCACAACCACCACCGCGGCGGCGGACCCAUCUGCAUUUGUCCCACCUCGAUUAUCCACCCACCGCAGAUCCCGAUUUCAGAACGAUCCAAAUGCUGCUCAACCCCAACUAAUACCAAGUAAAAGAACCAUUAAGACCACCGCCACUACAACUCCGGCGGACACCCAAAUCCUAUCUCCGCCGAAGCACCUCCUUGAAUCAGCUCAACGGAGAUCAAUAUCAUCCUCGACAUGCUCUCUCAAUAACCAAAUCCUUUCGCCGCCUAGAAAUCUAGUUGAAUCCGCUCAAAGAAGAUCGAUCUCUUCGUCUACUUGCUUCACAGACAAAAUUUCGAGAAAACCUAGCCCAAUACGUGGCGAAUUGAAGGAUUCAGAAUUAGGUCAACAGGAUCUUAAUGGGUUUUUGAACAAUCAAAGAAUCAAAAUCUUAAAGCUAUUGAAAGGGGAAAUCAAAGGAAAAGCAAAGAUCGUGCUCUCUGGACAUUCAAACAGUACAAGUUCAAUGGUGGCGGCGAUUUGCUACGCGUGGUUGGUGGACACUCGAAUGAGAAUUAAAAGAAAUGGGGUGGUUGAUGGCGAUGGCUCCACCAUGGAACUGGUGGUGCCGGUGUUGAAUGUGAGAAGGGGAAAGAUGUGGAAGCAGCGGCAAGCCGCCUGGCUCUUCCAUCAUGCCGGUGUCGAUGCCACCUCCAUCCUUUUCUCCAAUGAGAUAGAAUUGGAGAUCUUAAUGAUGAACAAGCAGUUGAGCAUUCUUGUAGUUGGGCAAGAAAUCCUCAAGACUGAUGGCGAGGUUGGAUCGAAGUGCACUAUUCUUACGGAUAAUUACUGCGAGGAUGCAUACGAUCUGCUUCAAAACCCCAUUUUGAAGAAACUUAUGCUUGCGGGUAUUUUAUUAGACACGCAAAAUUUGAACACGGCUACAACUAAAGAUACCGAGGCUGCACGAUUGCUUUCGGUUGGUUCUGCGCCGAACUACGGAAAUAGUUUGUAUGAUCAACUGACACAAGAGCAAAGAGAUGGUGCUUUCUUUGAAGCUUUAAGGCAGAACUAUGGGAAGCCUCCUAAUGAGAACAACGUCGAGAGCAAAUCACCGGCAGAAGAGAGAGUUCCCGAGAGAAAGCAUCAAUCACCAAGAACAUACGAAAAAAUCUCGAGAAAGGAGCAAAUUCAAGCAAAAACCGACACGAUUUCCCCACCAGGCGACGCCCCUCGUGAAAAAGGAAAGAACCCGUUUUUCUUAGCGAAAUGGUUCGGUUUUGCAAAGUGA